UAUUCAUGACAUAUCACACACACACACACACACACACCCUACUCUCUUUCUUUUUCUGCCUCUUUUACAGCCACACACUUUCUAUAAACUGUAAAGCAUACGGACCCUAUGAAAAACCUCGUCGUAUUUGGUGGCUCGUCAUACCCAGAGCUGACAGCAGCCGUGUGCAAUCGGCUCGGCAUUUCUUCCGGCAAAAGCAAGCUGGCCAAGUUCAGCAACAAUGAGACCAGUGUUGAAAUGCGCGAAUCUGUUCGAGAACAAGACGUUUAUAUUAUUCAGUCCGGCUGUGGUACCGUCAAUGACAAUUUGUUUGAACUCUUAAUCAUGAUCAAUGCCUGCAAAGUUGCAUCGGCCAAGCGCAUUACAGCCGUUUUGCCUCAUUUCCCUUAUAGCCGUCAGCCUGACGUGCCGUACAAGGCUUCGUCAGGCGCUCCUCUUGCAAGCUUGCCUCCUGCUACGCCUCGUAACGAUAAACUCAACACUGCAACAACAGCAUCAACGGACGACGUGUCCCGUCAGCUUAUGAACAAGCUCGCUAAAGUAUCGUUGGAGAAUAACAACAGCAGUGGUGGCGCUGGUAAUUCGUCGCAAUAUCGUCAAUGGGUCGCACGGUCUGGAACACUGGUAGCCGACUUACUGACCUGUGCAGGCGCCGAUCAUAUCAUCACCAUGGAGAUGCAUGACCCUCAAUUUCAAGGCUUUUUCGAUUGUCCAGUUGAUAAUCUCGUCAGCUCGCCGCUGAUGAUUAAUUAUAUCCGUCAUCAAAUCCCGAAUUAUCAGGAUGCAGUCAUUGUAUCGCCCGACGCCGGUGGUGCUAAACGAGCAACAGCAAUUGCCGAGAAAUUGCGUAUGGACUUUGCAUUGGUACACAAAGAGCGCCGACAAGUAUCAACCAACAAACGCGACCUUAUGCUGGUAGGCGAUGUCCGAGGUAAAGACAUCAUCAUUGUCGAUGAUGUCACCGACACAAGCUAUACUAUCACUCGAGCAGCACGGAUGUUACGUGAAAACGGUGCUCGUAAAAUCUACGCGCUUGUCUGUCACGCCAUCUUGUCUGGCAAUGCCGCCCGUAAUAUCGAAGACAGCUGUAUUGAUCAGUUGAUUGUCAGCAACACGAUCCCCCAGCACGAACACUUGCGCGACAGCCCCAAGAUCAAAGUAUACGACGUGGCCCCUAUUUUUUCAGAAGCUAUUCGAAGGACCCAUUUUGGCGAAUCGGUUUCUAUGCUUUUUGAUGCCCAAUUUGACACCAUAUAGACAGUUUUUCUUUUACUUGUUGUUUCCCCUUUUUAUCUUCCCAUCAUCAUUCUUCUUUGAAAAUCACUAGAAAGCAAAAGUUUUCAUAAAGUUUUGAUCUUAAUUAUUGUACAGUCAUGAGAAUACUGGUUCCACGACCGGGGUGUUCAACUGAUGUGCCCCACUUCAUUUCUUUCUUUUGGGAAAAAAAUACGAACGAUUGUCAACGAAAGUGAUUGCCGCGAGGGUCUACGGGUUAUAUACUGUUUAUGGAUAACAGUAACUUACACAAGUGGUGAGAUAAA
Messenger RNA from Zychaea mexicana, 1541 nucleotides. Its product is annotated as phosphoribosyltransferase-like protein. Gene Ontology annotation, cellular component: cytoplasm; ribose phosphate diphosphokinase complex. The transcript has 3 exons. NCBI's taxonomy places the organism in Eukaryota, Fungi, Mucoromycota, Mucoromycetes, Mucorales, Lichtheimiaceae. The record is from RefSeq and is a predicted model, not a curated record. Bases 109 to 1257 code for a protein of 382 amino acids. Gene Ontology annotation, biological process: 5-phosphoribose 1-diphosphate biosynthetic process; purine nucleotide biosynthetic process. Gene Ontology annotation, molecular function: ribose phosphate diphosphokinase activity; magnesium ion binding.